ACAUAUGGACAUUACACCUACUAUAAACCAACUUUAAAAUUCAUCCAGUAUGCAGAAAUAAGAUACUUCAGUAGUCUGAAAUAGAAAAGCGAAACAUGGAGCAUUCAUUCUACCGACGAUUGUCCUCUGUUGAAGGCCUGCGGAGACCAAAUAUUCCGCAGAUAUUUAAGGCACGAAGCACAGAUGACUUGGAUGCUAGGGGAGACCCCAUUUCACGGUCGGCUGGCACAACUGGUAGCAUCAAAGUGAAGCCCAUUAAAAGGAUUUCUGUCUUGAGAUGCCCUUUCCCAAGGUUAGCAGAAUGUGCCCAUUUCCACUAUGACAGUGUGGAUUUUAAAACUAUCCAGCUGUCACUGGCUCAGGAGCAGAAUGAAUUGGUGCGCAAAGUCAAGGACAUGGUCUUUAUUGUACAAAUUUCCUGUCAGGGUAAAUCUUGGAUGGUACGGAGAAACUAUGAAGAAUUCCGAACUUUGGAUAACCACCUUCAUGUCUGCAUUUUUGAUCGCCGAUUCUCUCGCUUGACACAUCUGCCUCCAUUAGAAGAAUUAAUGGAAGGACCUGAGGAGCUUUUGAUGUUCAUUUCAGACUACCUAGAAAGGCUGACUAAUGUCGUAGAUAACAAACUCAACUGUGGUCCUAUCCUGACAUGGAUGGAGAUUGACAAUCGGGGAAACAGGCUCCUUGUGAAUGAAGAGGCUUCCAUCAAUGUCCCUGCUAUAGCAGCUGCCCAUGUGAUCAAGCGCUACACUGCUCAAGCCAGUGAUGAGUUGUCCUUUGAGGUUGGAGAUAUGGUGUCUGUAAUUGACAUGCCACCUAAAGAAGAUACAGCAUGGUGGAGAGGAAAACUUGGAUUUCAGGUUGGCUUCUUCCCCAGUGAAUGCGUGCAGUUAUUUACUGAGAGAGGUUCUCAUACAAUUUCUGCACAAGGACUUAAGACAGGAGAUACUGAGACCGGUGGAGUUAAGCCUAGUGGUUUUGGUUUCCAGCCUCCUGGAAGUUCAACUCCAACUACAGUGUCAAGGAAGCAUGGCAAGUUGAUUGGCUUUUUGCGAAACUUCAUGAAGUCACGUCCCAGCAAGCAAAAACUAAAGCAGCAAGGCAUCUUAAAGGAACGUGUCUUUGGCUGUGACCUUGGAGAACACUUGCGAAAUUCUGGAAAUGAUGUGCCACAGGUUUUGAAGAGUUGUGCUGAGUUUAUUGAGAAGCAUGGUAUUGUGGAUGGAAUCUACCGUCUCUCUGGAAUUUCUUCCAACAUCCAGAAGCUCGAUGCUGUAUGUGUUACAAAUGAUGAAGAGCGGUUAGUUUGCGUCCAUGACACUGUCCAGCAACUGCCUCCUCCCCACUACAGGACUCUGGAGUACCUUAUGAAACACCUGGCUAGGCUUGCAAGCUACAGCUCGGAGACCAAUAUGCAUAUUAAGAAUCUUGCUAUAGUAUGGGCACCCAACCUCCUCCGAUGUAAAGAUUCAAAAUCCGUCUCUGGAACCAUCUUAGCAACAACAGUUGGAGAGGACAGACAGCCUUACACCUCUAAAGGUAUUGAGACCAUGGGACUACCUGGCUCAGAUGCUUUCAAAGAAGUACGGAUCCAAUCUCUGGUGGUUGAGUUUCUCAUCAGUAAUGCAGGUGUUCUUUUUAGUGACCGGUUUAUCUCUGUUGGCAAGGAUAACCCAGGUCGUCCAGUUCUCACAAGGCCAAAAUCUUUCAUUGCAUCCUCUCAGUCAGCAAAGCUUUUGUCUCUAGAAGAAGCCCAAGCACGGACCCAGGCACAGAUUCUUCCAGCUGGCUAUAACCAGAAUAAGCUUCUUGCCUUGGAGGGUGAAUCUCAGCCACUCACUGGAAAGUACCACACUAUUAUUGAUUUGCCUGCUGAAAGAAAGAAAACUGGGAGCAAAGUGAGAAAAUCUGCAGGGGGAAGUUGGAGAGCUUUCUUUGCCCUUGGUAAAUCCACAUCAGUUGCCCGUAGAAAGAGUACAGUAGGGGAUGUCUUCAGCAUCACAGAGCGAAAUUCAGGGACAAGGACAGAAUCUAUGACAUUACGAUCUGCCAAAAGUGAAGAAUCGCUUUGCUCACAGACCAAUGGAGCAGGCAUACAGAAAUUGCAACGUAUUCGCCGCCCUCGAUCCAGCAGUGAUGCACUUUCUGUUUCCUUGGAAUCUGAACAUCUUUCUGGUAUUAAGCAGUGUAGAUCCUGUGACAGUGUACAUACAGAUGACCAAGAUGAAAUAUAUAUGGUUCCCGAUUUUUCACGUGAUCCUUCUGCUUGGCUGAAUGAAGUUGAGAUGGACCUUAGCCCGCCAUUCAUGGAAGAGACAUGCUUAGAUUUUGAUCCGAUUUCUUUCCAGUGCAGUCAUUCAAAGCCUGUUACUGAAGACUCUGAUUCUUCAUUCGGUCAGUCAGAGGUACUUUUGUCUCCACCCAUUAGUCCUGAUGCAAAACCAUUAGUAGAGGGUUUUGCCUCUCAGACUGGAGAUAAAAAUGCAUGUUCUUCCUCACUUGUGAACUCACCUCAAGGAGCAGAGGCCAGUAGUCCCAUUCGAGAUAAACCUACUAAAUCAUCUUUCACUAGGAAGGUUGUACAUGCUCUUUCUACAAAGUCUCCCAAAUCUCCUGUAAUGGACAUCUCUGAUCCUGUAACGACUACAGUGCCUGCAAAGGUCCUGGAAAUGCUUGGAAGUAAAGCUGGUGAAUUACAAAGCCCCAGUUACAUGCAAGAGGGAGGAUCAAGUCAGCGUGCAAACCAGUCUCCACCUCAGAUGAUUUCCAUGCUUCUAAAAUCCUGCGACAUACAGUUGAGUGAGACUUGCCAGCAAGAGAUCAGAAGGAAGAUUUCAUUUAGUAGCACAAAGUCCAGAAAUCAUUUUCCAGCCAGCAGUUUAACAAAGCACAGCAACUCAGAUGAUCUGCUACAAAUGAAAACAGAUAUUCAAACAGAAUUUGAUCAUUCUUCAGUAAUGUCAGCCCUCAGGCUCCCAAAUCCAGUACCUCCCCCACCUCCACCAAAGGACCCAGCCAGACUGAUGGCUUUGGCCUUAGCAGAGAGUGCACAGAGAGCCAUCAGAUCAGCACAGACGUCCACUGUUUCCAAGGAAUCUCGGGAAGCAAAGAGGAAUCCUGAGUCCCGUUUUAUGCGAUCUGUCUCUCUGGACUACAAGGAACACCUUCCUUCUGCAGCUGGAUCUUUAUACUCUGUAGUGCGUCCAUUCCCAUCCAUUCAGGCAGAGAGACAUUUAUCACCAACAAAGAAGCAGCAACAUUCUGAGAAUGGAAUCUCUCUCAUGAAACAGCGGAGUAUCACAUUAGCACCACAAACCAUUGUCCAGGAGGAACAGUUGUCAGAUGUCUCCUUGGUAGAGUCUGGAACAUCAUUCUCUGAAGCCUCUAUCUGCAGUUUUUCAGAGCAGUUCCUUGAGAGAAGUGACGAAAGUACUCCACUCCAUCAAGAAAACAGACCACCGUUUAGACCACGGUUAUCUAAGGCUGCUUCGGUAACGAUGACUUGCCAGCCACAGGACAAACCUCCAGAUAAACCACCCUCGUAUCCUAAUCUUUUAGCUUCCAAGACUGAAAAUAUCAGUUCAUCCCAUUUCCUGCAUAGUGAAAUAGGACAAGGUACUAAACCCCCUCAUCAAAUGCAGUUCUAUCAUACAAGGUCUGGAAGCUUACCAGCAGCAUCAGGUAAUUUUCCACUCAAGGUCUGGCAAACAUCACAACCAAAUGUUCCACCUAGGCCUGAAGAACUGAUUUCUCCACCAAAGGUUUUAUCCUGUAGAAAUGAAGACUUCUCCAGGGGAACAGCAGAACCUACAAGAUUCUGGGUAGCUCCUAAAACGCCACCUAGUCAGCUAAGAGCUCCAUCUAUUUUUAACAUGCAGUAUCAUGGGGCAUUAGUUCCACAGGCAGGGCACCCAAGAAUAAAUGUGGAUAGAGCAGCCCACAGCAGGACUGAUGGUUACCUCCAAACUUUUCAAGCAAGACCUGAUGAUCCUACACAAAAGCAAGAAAAUUUUUAUUAUGAAAUAGUUUCAGAACCUCAGCAUUAUCAGCCUUUCUAUGGGACUACCCAUCAGACAUUAGGUAAUCAAGUCAGGUUUCAGGGUUCCUCCUCUGAGUUAAGUAGACGAGGACCAGGAUAUAUGGCUACACUGAAUGCUACAUAUGGUGUUAUUGAAAGAACUGAGAGAGAAAAUAACUUCCCAUUAAGAGUUCAGCUUUCAACAAGCAUCAAGUCUGCUUAUAACAAGGACAUCAGUGUUAACAUUCCUAAUUCUGUGUAUCAUGCAUCUAUAAACCGACCCCCCUAUCCACCUGCACUAGCCAGUGCAGCUAAUCAGCAGGCUUCGCUUGCCGGCAGAACUGUUGGCUUAAGGACUGAACCUCCUACAGACCAUAAGGAAAUGCCUUCUUUAAGAAAGACAAAUCAAACAAAGCAGUUAAAAUCUUCAGAUAAAGCCAGCAGCCAGCUUCAACCUUAUUUUGAAAAUGGGAGAGUGUUUUACAGAUCAGAAAGCAUUCCUCCUGAUGAAAGUAGAACUACACCUGAAAAUGAUUGUGGAAAUUCUCCAGCUGUUCAGUCACUGGCAGCCCAUGCACAGACCGCAGUCAGUACAGUGUUUUCACAUGCUGAAGUCAGCCAUGAGAAACCUGAACCAGUCUAUGUCAACGUUCCUUUCAUCCUCAACACUAUUAACUCUGCAGAUGCAGACAUUAAGCAUCAGUCAGUAGAGGAUAUAUUCCCAUUAUGCAACAAGGAGCUUAGCUGUCACCCAGAGAAAGCUUCUGUCAUUCAGAAGUCUGAGCAGAGCCAGCAGUCUCUAUCAAGGCAUGCAGAGGGUUCUAACCAUUUACCAGAAGCAGCUACUACUUCAGAUUAUGACAAUGUUGCAACAGCAACACAUGAACAGCUUCAGCAUCAUGGGAUUGUUCAUCUCAGGAGUAAAUCUGAUCCUGGAAACCCAGGAACUGGAGCAAGAGAGAGAGAAAACAUUCAGACUUUUCAUGAAAGUCAUGCAAAAUCAGAACUAUUACCACAAGAGGAAGGACUUGUUUUUUCAUCAUCAGAUCCACAGACAUUUUCAGCUAUGUGUGUACAACCAGAAAAGCCAGCACUUUCUCAACAACAGAAUGGUGUUCCUUACCAAGACAAGCUUCCAGAGAAGACGCAACCUGUGUGGAAUUUCAGUACAUUUGGCUCCCAUAAUCGUACUUUACAGCAACAAGAUUCCAUUAGGCGGUCACCGACUGGUGGCUGUUAUAGACAAAUGUUUGAUGUGCUGCCUUCUGGAGAUGCAAUAUUGAAGUUUUACAGGCCAUCCCAGGAUGUAGUGCAUUCAGGGUUUUAUCCAUCUCAGACUAGCUUUAGCUCUGUCCCAGCUGAUCGGGAUUAUGAAGAGCAAGUCAUGGACUGCUAUAAUAAUCCUGAAGCCAGCCUGUGCUCCAAGUUGCAGAAUACAUCUCUUGCUUCUAAUCUAAACAGAAGACCACACAGUAUUUGUAAACUGCCCCAGUCUGAACAUAAUUUGCCAUAUAGAACUGUGCACCACAGUAGCAGUGAUAACCCAUGGGGCCAGUUUCAGUACCAAGGUUUUGUCAGUGAACCAGGUUUUGUACCAGCAGCACCAUAUUAUGGGAAUGUUGAGCGCAGGGAUGUGCCUGCUGGAAUGGCUUCUGCUUCCAUACCUUCUCAUCAACAGUCUGUAAGAACUCAGCCUGGUAUUCUACGGCAAGCAUCAUUUCCUUCUGCUAACUGGACAGUUCAUUCAGAGGGACAGACUAGGAGUUAUUGCUAAGCUUUACAAACUAGUUCCUCAUCAGUAUGGGUUUGGUCCCAGACAUCCUGGCUGGACAUGAAAAUAGAUAAGACUGGCAGUAUUUCGAAAAAAAUAAAAUCUGAUGGCCCAGCAAAUGGAUGAUUAUCCAGUAGUUUCAAAAUAAAAUGACCUGUUAUUUAUGGCAACUAAAACAGAGGGGGGGAUUGAAAGAGGAGCCUUUUCUGGAGGUUUGGCAUCUCUGUCUGUGCCAUCACUACUUUACUUGUCCCUAUUUUCAUUGUAAAUAUGUUUUAUAUAGUAGUAUAUUUCUUAUGAAUGAUGUGAAGAAAUUCUGUUGGAAAUGAAGUUCAGGUUGUUCACAGACUUGCUUAGUACUGAAAGAUGGUUGAUGGAAUAAAUGGUUCCAUAUACAUACAGCCUUCUCUGUAAUGUUACUAAACAUUCCUAAAACAAAUCUUCUCAUGGAGAUUAAUUUUGUUUCUGAUCCACCAAGCCUAAUUAAUGAUGGUAACCAUCACAAAUUUUAGUAAUUUGUUUUGUAUGUUGGAUCUGAUUAUGUAAAAAGUUGUAGACUGUAGUUUCUUUACUGUAACACUUCCUGUGCAUUAAACCUUGACAUUCCAAAUAAAUCUUGCGUUCCAUAUUGCUCCUCUGAUGAGGAGUCGCAUGUACAAUGCAAUUUACCUUUUGCCUCUCAAGAAAUGCUUUUCUGUAAACACAAUGGUGCUCCAUAGGCUGCAGUGUUUUGUUAAACCAGCCUGCAAGUAUCUUGUUUCUUAUUACAUCUCUCCACAGUAAGGGUCAUCUUAAAUUGCAGACAUAUUCAACUUUUUAAUUGUAGCAUGCCAACCUUACUUUGAACACAAAAUCAAACUUGAAGCAUUCCCUGUUUGCCCCAGAUUUUCAUGUUGAUGUUCUAAAAACCAGUUGAUGUAUAUAUUUUGCUUAGUGCAGUGUAUAACAUUUUAAGCUUAACAUGUUUUUCUUAAGUUAUUUAUUAUGCUGUUGGUAUUAACUUGUUUUUGGAUUUUAUUCCUCCUUAGUAAACUGGGGCAGAUAAACA
This is a messenger RNA of Protopterus annectens (West African lungfish), 6834 nucleotides long. It is a transcript of the gene ARHGAP33, whose product is annotated as Rho GTPase activating protein 33. NCBI's taxonomy places the organism in Eukaryota, Metazoa, Chordata, Ceratodontiformes, Protopteridae. Gene Ontology annotation, cellular component: fibrillar center; cell cortex; Golgi apparatus. The record is from RefSeq and is a predicted model, not a curated record. Gene Ontology annotation, biological process: small GTPase-mediated signal transduction. Gene Ontology annotation, molecular function: phosphatidylinositol binding; protein binding; GTPase activator activity.